AUGGCAGAUCAAGGCAUCUUCGACGAGAAGAACAAAAUAGGGGAGCAGGUCAUCGACUCAUCUCCAAGUGAGCUUGACCAGGGUAUUGUAAAAGAUUGGGAUGGAGAAGAACCGGCCGUUCGACGGAAAAUCGACUUCAUCAUCAUUCCCAUUCUUGCAGCUGCUUUCUUCGCCUUGCAAAUGGAUCGCGGAAAUAUAAGCGCCGUUUUGACAUCGACUAUCACAAAAGACCUCAAUAUCACAACGAAUCAAAUCAAUGUCGGAUCCCAACUGCUCUCCGCUGGCAUCGUUCUCUCCGAGAUCCCAUCGAAUAUCAUUAUGCAGCGAAUUGGACCUCGCGUCUGGUUGUCGGGUCAAUUGUUCGCUUGGGGGUUGGUUGCCACGUUCCAGGCCUUUGUUCAAUCAUAUCCUGCGUACCUGGUUACCAGGAUUCUGUUGGGAUUCUGUGAGGGUGGUUUUAUUCCUGGUGCCCUAUACUACCUCUCUACCUGGUAUAAGAAGGAGGAGACGAGCGUUCGCACCAGUCUCUUCUUCUACGGGCAGAUGUUCGCAUCGGCUACAGCGAGCUUGAUAUCCGCCGGUCUGCUUCAGCUGAGUGGUACCCAUGGCAUGGAGGGGUGGAGAUGGAUCUUCCUGGUCCAGGGCUUAAUGACCCUCUUCAUCGCAAUUGUCUUCACCCUCCUCGUACCUCCAUCAGCCGGAGACGGCCGUGCCUUGAUCACCUUCGGCCGCUGGAGUUAUUUCACUGAGCGCGAGUCGCACAUCAUUCGUAACCGCGUUCUACUAAAUGAUCCCCUCAAAGCCAAGGGCCAUAUCCAGAUUUCGGGCGCAGAUAUCUGGCAGACAGUCAAACAGCCACGAAUCAUGCAGCACGUUCUCCUGACUUUGGUGUCCAUGUCCGGCUUCUCUGGUCUGACACAAUACACACCCAGCAUGAUCAAAGCCCUGGGUUUCGGUGCCGUUAAGGCGAACGCUUUAGCUUCGGUUCCUGUCUACUGCAGCAUGAUCUGGCUAAUUGCUCUGUCUCUUGCUGCAGACAAAACGAGACACCGUGGACCCUUUGUGCUCCUAGCUAUCACUUGGAAUGUAAUUUCCUAUGCUUGUCUUCGUACAAGUAAUACCCACGCUUCGCUAUGGCACCGGUACGGCGUUAUUGCUAUCGCUAAUAUUUCCUACUGCAGCAUGCAUAUUUUGAAUGUCGGUUGGCUGUCAUUCUACUGCCGGACACCCCAGGAACGAAGUGUUGCGAUGGCGUUGGUGAUAAUGGCUGCCAACUGUGCUGGUAUUUCUGGCUCGCAGAUCUUCCGCACUUCCGACGCGCCGAAGUACUUGCAUGGUCUGACCGCAAUUUGCUCCCUUGCUGGUGCCUCAUGGGUCAUUGCUCUUGUCCUUUGUGUCCAAUAUUAUUUCCGCCGGCAAAAAGCGGUUCCUUCGGAUGGAGUGGAUGCGAAAGCUUGA
Messenger RNA from Penicillium roqueforti, 1458 nucleotides. RefSeq lists its product as uncharacterized. The transcript has 6 exons. Bases 1 to 1458 code for a protein of 485 amino acids. The record is from RefSeq and is a predicted model, not a curated record. Lineage: Eukaryota; Fungi; Ascomycota; Eurotiomycetes; Eurotiales; Aspergillaceae. Gene Ontology annotation, molecular function: transmembrane transporter activity. Gene Ontology annotation, cellular component: membrane. Gene Ontology annotation, biological process: transmembrane transport.